AUGUCCAUCCCCUACGUCUGCAGCACCUGUCGCCUCGCCGUUUCUGCGCAGAGCGGUCGCCUCCGAUCGACGGCGCUGCGAGCGCUAUCACAAAGUACGUUUGGCCGGGCAGAAGAGCGCACGCAACGCCGCGAUGUCCCAUCAGGCUCGGGACGAUACUCGCGGAGGGAGCUGCGGCCAGAGCAGCUCCUCAAUCAGCUCCAGCAGCCAGCGGAGAGAGGACAACGAAGCAUACGACGACCCGUCUCUUCUGCAGUCGUAACAGAGGCUCGCCCAUUGCCGCCCGAGACUCAAGUGCUCGUGGACGAACUGCUUCGCUGCUCUAAGGGCCCCGACUUGCUGGCGACAUGGAAUGCUCUGCAGCGCCUGGAUCAGGUGUACCGCAACAAAGUGCCGCGUAUGCGAGGAGCCUGGUUGAACAUCACCAAUGUAUCGCGCACCUUCGCCGUACUGCUGCAUCGAGCCACUGAACAAUGGCUGCAAAGCUUACACACACCGAAUCCAGCCCCGCCAGGCCCGACGCCAUAUCAAAUGAUGCUGCUGCUCCACAAUGCCUACGUGACGAAGGCCCUGUACUACCGGCCCCUGAUCUGGCAGAUAGCAAGGGGAUUGUUGCAUCUCCGUGCGAAAGGUGCCGAGCAACACGAGCAGGGACUUCGUAGAGGCAUAGAUGAGCUCAUGGGUAUCUGGCGAUUGUGCAUUGGUGGACACUUGACCCGCAAGUCGUUUGGCGACGUCUUCACCGAGGGAAAGCUGCAAGCCAUCGCUUCUGUGGCCUAUGCCACGGAUGACUGGACUUUUCUUCCAUCUGCCACUGUCUUCAGCUCCUGGCAGGAUCGGGCGUCCGAUACCGCAUUCGAGAAUAUGCUAUACGUUCUGCUCCCAGAGGCACGACCAUCGUGGAAUGCUGCCAAAAACCACGACCCUUCGCGCUCGGACUUUGCGAGUGCUGCUCUGGUGACUUUGGACUUGCUCAGGGGCACGGAACACAAGUCCACCGACGGUACUACUGUAUCUCUAGCAACACGCGCCCCGUAUGCCGCGCUGGCAAAGUUACUCAAAGCCAUUCUGCAGAUGGCAGGCCCUCCUCGCGUGCCGUCGUUGUUGGAGAGAGCGCUAAUUUCGAAAGAGGAUGUGGAGAUUAGCGACCACAUCAAAGACAUGCUCGAACGCGUAGGUUGCAGCACAGCGUCAUUAUCGGCAGCACUGGAGAAUAGAGAGGCUCGAGACACUGCAGUGACCCAGGAGCCAGCUCAUGUGCUCGAUUCUGAGCUGUCCACUCCUGCUAGUAGCCAUGAUCCCUCCACUGGCGGCGCGGUCGCUCUGGACAAUGGCCACACAGCUGUGCCUGCUAGAUCAAAAGCCGAGCAGUUCGCAUAUCGUCAAAUGGACAGGCUUGUGCGCGCAAUGCAGAACCAGAAUGUGGCAAAUAUUCCCAGGAUCGUGAAUGAGGUCUAUAGAUAUUCGGAGGAGCACAAGGACAGCGAGCCAUUGCCCUUAGACUUGUACGAGCAUAUGCUGCUGGCGUCUCUCUCCUUGCGAGAUACCAAGACAGCCGUAGAGAUCUGGCAUCACAUGCUUCGGCUUGGCAUCAAGCCCACUACGAAGACAUACACUGCCAUGAUGCGAGGUGCGCAAAAUGCGCGAGACGUACAAGGGAUGGAGGCCUUCUUCCACAGAAUGCGCCAGGCCGGCUUACAACCUGACGAGUAUACCUGGUCCAUACGUAUCUUUGCACUGCUAAAGCUCAGGAACGUGAAGGUGGGCAUGCAGGCAUUGAGCGAAAUGGGCAGGGAAUGGUUCGCCGCGGCCAAGGCUAAAGCAGCAUCCGAUCCAGUCCUCCAAAAACAGCUUGCUGGAAGCAAAAACCUGCUUACUGAGCUGCUGAGCAAGUUCCCAGGACCUGUUGAUGGCGUGCCUCGACCGAAUCUGGAAAUCAUGAACGCUGCGAUGGCGGCACUGGCUGCAGUCAGGCCAGAGGAAGUGCCAAAAGUCUUCACAUGGGGACGAUCCUUUGGCAUCGAGCCCGAUCUCGCUACCUUUAACACCCUCAUCAGUAUCUCCAUGCAGGGAAAGCGCGCCGACGACGCUCUUGCUGUGCUCCGUCAGAUGCAACAACGGGGCAUUCAAGCAGACACCACCACGUGGACAGUACUCCUGACUUCCUUGUUCGAAGAGGGAUUCCUUGAUAACCUUUCCAAAGACGCUCAAGAAGCCAAGAUCAUCGGGUUUAUAGAUGCGCUUGCGGACAAAGACAGCGGCUUACCAGGCAUCAACUCCAUGGGCUACGCGAUGAUCAUUGACCGCCUGCUGAAACACUAUGGCAACGACACCGCCGCAGCCGCAGUCUUCGCUCACAUGACUUCGAAUGGCCACAAACCCACAGCACACAUCUACACGAUCCUGAUGACUUAUUACUUCGCUCGUCAACCACAACCCGACUUCUCUGCGAUCGAGAACCUAUGGCGUCAAGUGAAAGAUCAGGGCCAAGGCUUUAUGGCCAACAUUGACGUGGUAUUCUUCGACCGAAUGAUUGAAGGCUAUGCUCGUAACCAUCACUUGCUUGGUGUUGGUCCCAUGGAAGAGUUCAUGCGCGCAUGUCGAGCUUCGGGCAAGAAACCAGGCUGGAAAGCGCGAGAGAGUGUCGCUCGCGUUUAUGCUGAUCGACAAAUGUGGAGUAAACUCAGAACACUGGUUGACGAGUCGAGACUCGUGAUGAGAGAUCAAGUGGGAAGAAUUUCGAAGACUGGUUUGACGGAAUUCUGGGAUUUUAUUCACUCGACUGGAAUCUUGCAGGAUGAGGGCUAUGUCAAUAGGGAUGAUUUCAGGAAGGAUCGCCCUGUUGGUAGUCCUUUGUUGAGAGCUGAACAAGAAUAUGCGAGGCGGAGGGGAGGUGUAUUAUCAUAAUGAUAUAUAUGUGUACGGGCUCUAUGGAGUCUAUUUGUACAACAUUGUCCGAAAGAAACUACAUUAGCCUGCUUCUGUUCCCAGAAUUUGCAGAUCCAUCUCGUUCCCUACAACCUGGCUUUCACUCCAGUGUUAACAGCGUUGAAACGGUCAACAUUCUCCCGAUCAGCCUCUUCGGCGAUACCCCUGGCAAUACCUCUCGCAAUUCCCAUAUUCGUGAUCAUCGGGUUGACACCACUUGCAGACGGGAACACCGAAGCAUCUGCAAUGUACAAAUUCUGCGUACCCCAUACCCGUCCUCUGUAAUCGACGACACUAUUCUUCGGUGAAGUGCCCAUCCUACACGAACCCAUUUGAUGAGCAGAGAAGAAGCCUGUUCCAGGUGAAGGAAAACCAUUCGAUCGAACUUUGGCAAUCCAAGCAGCGAAAGCAGGAUCCGU
Cercospora beticola is the source of this 3347-nucleotide messenger RNA. RefSeq lists its product as uncharacterized. NCBI's taxonomy places the organism in Eukaryota, Fungi, Ascomycota, Dothideomycetes, Mycosphaerellales, Mycosphaerellaceae. The record is from RefSeq and is a predicted model, not a curated record. Gene Ontology annotation, molecular function: protein binding.